Messenger RNA from Poeciliopsis prolifica (blackstripe livebearer), 6559 nucleotides. RefSeq names its product PITPNM family member 3 (gene pitpnm3). The transcript is spliced from 20 exons. Gene Ontology annotation, biological process: phospholipid transport. NCBI's taxonomy places the organism in Eukaryota, Metazoa, Chordata, Actinopteri, Cyprinodontiformes, Poeciliidae. The record is from RefSeq and is a predicted model, not a curated record. Bases 590 to 3466 code for a protein of 958 amino acids. Gene Ontology annotation, cellular component: cytoplasm. Gene Ontology annotation, molecular function: phosphatidylinositol transfer activity; phosphatidylcholine binding; phosphatidylinositol binding.
UUGCUGAACAGGUGUAAACCUUUAUAUUCCCUUAACGAGUCCGCCUUCCGUGUUUCCCUUGGCUGUUUUGGGGGCGAAAACACAGAGGGUGAAGGCGCAGAGGACGGCGGCCUCAGUCCCGGACCGCGCGCACCGCUGGAGGCAGUCGAGCUGCAGAGCGGAGCCUCUGUGUGUGUGAAGCAACUCCGGCUGAUGUUUGCGGCGGAGAGGAGAGACGAGACGAGGAGAGGAGAGAGACGGACGGGGAGAGCGGGAGCUGUGGUGGGCAUGACAUUUGAGCAAAGUCUGAACAGGAACAACGCGCCGCCUAAAGUAGCCAUGUCUGCGGCACGGCGCUCCGCUGGACUUCGCACAGGUGAAUCAGAACUCCGCAGUGGCUUCAAGCCCCGCUUCUUCCGCCGCUGAACGGGGAUUCAGAGGAGGGAGCAGAAGCGACGAGGCAGAGCCCGCUUCACCCCGCUGCGGACUGGCAGGUGCAGCCGCCAGGAGAGAGGGGCGGAGGGAGGCUGAGCUGCUGCCUAAUUAACUCCCCGACGAGCGAGAACGCGGGGACGGCUUGAGGAAACAGGUGCGCACCGGAGAGGACACCAUGUCAAAGGAGACAAAAGGAAGAGGUGUGGGGCGAAAGCACAGCGCCUCCCACUGGCGUUUGCAGAACAUCGCACAGGAAUCCGUGGAAAGCUCCGAUGAGGAGUUCUUUGACGCCAGAGCAGAUGUUAUGGAGGGGAAGAGCGCCAUUCUGCUGGGCAUGAGUCAGUGGAACUCAAACGACCUGGUGGAGCAGAUCGAAACUCUAGGACAUAUGGAGGACCAGUCUCAUGAAGGUCUGUACCAGCUCGGCGGUCCAUGCUGCGCCCCUCAGAGCAGCAUUGAAGGUUUGGACGAUGCAGAGAGGAAAUGUAAAACCCACGUGCUGCUGCUGGCGGUGCACGGUGGAAACAUCCUGGACACGGCCGGUGGCGACCCGAGCACAAAGGCUGGCGAUGUGGCCACGCUGGCCUCGGUGCUGGAGAAGGUGACCCGGGCGCAUUUCCAGGCCGCCGAGGAGCAUGUGAUGAUCAAACUGGUGCCGUGUCCGGCCGUGUGUGCCGAAGCCUUCUCUCUAGUGUCCAACCUGAACCCGUACAGCUACGACGAGAGCUGCGUGUCGAGCAGCGUGGACCACCUGCCUCUGGCGGCGCUCCCGCUCCUCGCCAUCGUGUCCCCGCGCUACCAGGACGCCGUGGCGACCGUCAUCGACCGAGCCAACCAGGUCUACCGCAGCUUUCUGCAGUCUGAGGACGGCCAGGGAUUCACCGGCCAGGUUUGCCUGAUGGGCGACUGCGUGGGCGGAGUGCUGUGCUUUGACGCUCUGUGCUUCAGCAACCACCCGAGGCCCGGCAGCCCCAACAGCAGCAGCAGGAACAACAGCACAGAGAGCCUGAAGGACAACUCGAACCGGCUGCGGGAGUCGAGUCCUGGCCUGAGCUCCAGCAAGAGGCUGAGCAAGAGCAACAUCGACAUCUCUGCUCCCAACGAAGGCCAGGGCGGCCCGUCGCUCAGCCGCAAGCAGAGCGACUCCUACGACGGAGACACCUCUUCCACAGGCCAGCACAACUUUUUUUCCAGUUUGCUGAAGGAGGGUGUCGAGGUGCGCGGUGGCAGCAGCACCAGUCUGGUGUUGAAUCCAGGCCGGUUCGACUUUGAGGUGUCGGACUGCUUCCUGUUGGGCUGCCCUCUGGGUCUGGUGUUGGCCAUGAGACGCACCGUGCUACCCGCUAUUCACGUGGGCCAGCUUCGCCCAGCCUGCUCCCAGAUCUUCAACCUGUUUUACCCCUCCGAUCCUUCAGCCUCCAGGCUGGAGCCCCUGCUGCAGCCUCUUUUCCACAAGCUGCCGCCGUUCGCCGUGCCGCGCUACCAGCGCUACCCUCUUGGAGAUGGGCGCUCGCUGCUCAUCGCAGAAAGCAUCCAAAGCAACCCGGGUGUGUUUCUGGAAGGUGACAAAUCCCACGGCGGUCCAGCUUCACCGCAUUCCUGUGAGACGAAGACGGACGGAGGAGGAGAAGGAGGCGGCGAGGCGAGAGGUCAUAGAGGCAGCGUGACCAGCGUGGAAAGCGAAAUGUCAUUGUGCUCCAUGAACCAACUGGGGAACACCAUCGCUAACAUUUCCAGCAGCUGGUGGGGCUCCAAGAGGCUGGACUUCGCUUUGUACUGCCCCGACGUGCUCACCGCCUUCCCCACAGUAGCUCUGCCCCAUCUCUUUCACGCCUCCUACUGGGAGUCCACCGACGUUGCUGCGUUUGUUCUCCGUCAGCUCAUGCGGUGCGACUGCGUGCGGACGCAGGAAGCAGACCACCUGGACUCGGCUCCGUUUUCUCCUUCCAGCCCACGUGAGAAAUGGCUCCGGCGGAGGACGCAUGUCAAGCUAAGGAACGUCACCGCUAACCACAGGGUGAACGAUGUCAUAGCAACAGAGGACGGACCUCAGACGUUAGUGGGCCGCUUCAUGUACGGACCCUUGGACAUGGUUACUCUAACCGGAGAAAAGGUCGACAUCCUGGUGAUGACUCAGCCUCAGUCUGGCCGCUGGGUGCACUUUGACAUGGAGGUGACCAACAGCAGUGGCAGGGUCACGUACACCAUUCCCAAAAGCAAGAAGCUCAGCUUGGGAGUGUAUCCAGUAAAAAUGGUGGUCAAAGGCGACCAGAGCAGCGCUGAGGCCUACCUGACCGUGUUGCCGCGGGGCAUGGAGUGUGUGGUGUUCAGCAUCGACGGGUCUUUUGCUGCCAGCGUGUCCAUUAUGGGGAGCGACCCCAAAGUCCGGCCCGGAGCCGUCGAUGUUGUCAGGCACUGGCAGGACCUCGGGUAUCUAAUCAUCUACAUCACCGGUCGGCCUGACAUGCAGAAGCAGCGCGUCGUGUCUUGGCUCUCGCAGCACAAUUUCCCGCACGGGAUGAUCUUCUUCUCUGAAGGCUUGGUUCACGAUCCCCUGCGACAGAAGACCAUCUUCCUUAAAAACCUCAUACAGGAAUGUCACAUCAAGAUAAACUCUGCUUAUGGCUCCAUGAAGGACAUCUCUGUUUACAACAUGUUGGGCCUCAGCCCCUCACAGAUUUACAUCGUGGGCAGACCUUCGAAGAAGUACCAGAAUCAAUGCCAGUUCCUGAGCGAGGGUUACGCAGCCCACCUCUCCACGCUGCAGUUUGGACACAGAGCGCGGCCCAAGAAGUCCCCGUCCGUCCGCAUGGUGCUGAGGAAAGGCUCGUUCGGCCUCUCCGCCAAGCCCGACUUCCUGUGCAAGCGCACCCACCUGCGGAGGACGAUGUCAGUCCAGCAGCCCGAUCCGCCGUGUGCGCCCAACCCCAAACCGGAGCGAGCCCAGAGCCAGCCGGAGUCGGACAAGGACCACGUUGGGGGAGGGUCCGGGGGAGUCGGGCAGAGUGCGUGGGGACGAGCCUCCAUGCACCGCGGGGACACCACGCCCUGACACCAACAUGGCAGGAGUUCAGGAGGAAAGAAGAAGAAAACUAAUGGGUCUUGGUGUCCAGGGCCAAGAGUCUGCUGACACUUCUGGCUGCUGUACCUUGGUGUUUGCUGGCAGUUAAGCUUCACCUCCUACUUGGCCCUCGACACUUUUUCCACUCGAUGGAUUUCGUUUCGUGAUAUUCUCUAUAGAUGAGUUCAGUCUUCUGAAUUUAAAACAGUCGCGAAGUUGUUUUCUUUUGGCAAAUAAUUGUUCCGAGCUCAAAUGCUAUCUAAAUGUAAAAUUUGACCAAUGUGGCUAUGACUAUGAAUUUACUGGCAUCUUGUAUUGUGUGUCGAAGAGCAUUCAGCCUGGGAUGAAAGCAGUGGACGUUUCUCCAGACUAUGGAAUGGAAUCGUUUUGGUUCCGUUCAAAGGUACGGCUCAGUGCCGACUCCAGCCGGCACUGAGCCGCUCUGCCGAUGUAAAUAUGCAGCUCUCACUCACCCCCCAUGCUUGGGCCUCUGGACACAGGAGUUCUGUGACAUUUUGGCUUAAUCUCUACAUGAGUUGUGCGGCCUGCGGCGCUCCAAGUAUCCAAUCUCUGCCUCUGCUUCUUUUUUUUUUCUUUUUUUACUCCCACUCACAUCACUACUGAUUCAUCCUCCGUUCCAAGCAGAACAGCAGAUCGCGCAUUACGACGGCAGACAGCGGCGCCUGGUCUGGAGUCUUUGAAGAGAGACACGGCUCCGCUCCCGCCGAGGUCACUUUUGUUUUUCUGUUUUUUGGGGUUUUUUUCACUAAAGCGCCGUAUUCUGCACAGUCGCUGCUUGGUGGUUGAAAGAAUAAAUGUUAUGAAUUAUGCCUAAACAUGUUUACAGGUUAUAAAGCGGUCGUGACAAGUGAUGAGAGUUUUCUCAUUGUAACCAGCUUUAUUAGCAGCUUUACUUCACUCGCUUGUUCGGCGCCAUUAGCUAGCUAAGCCCACGGACUUGAUCCACUGAAAAAUCGGCCCGGAACGCCCCUGCAUUUAUUUAUUACUGCUGCACUGAAAACUCGAGUAUUUAUGCUGAAAUCCGACAGUCUUGUGCACUUGAAGUUUUACGUGGUUAUGUUUGGAAAAAUGUGUGCAUAUUUUUCUAUGGGGAAAUACUGUAAAUAGGAAUAUUUUCAAUGUAUGUUUUUAGAUCUGUGUUGAACUCUUUUCAUUUUAGCCUUAAAUUGUUUACUUAUGUUGUGGAGCAUUUGUUCCUACCAUCAAUCCUGGCAUAAAGUGCAUUAAUGUCGACGUUUGACAGGUUUUAGAUGCCGUGGUUGCGUGUGUGUGUGGGCGUGGGCGUGUGUGUGUGUGUGCGUGUGCGUGUGUGUGCGUGUGCGUGUGUGUGUUGGUGAAUAUUUAGAGAGUCUAAACGUCUCUGCAGAGGAAUCAGAGAAGGACGAAGAAGCCGAUGAGGAUCUAUCUGCAUGUUCUCUUUGCAGCUCCACUGCCAGUUUUUUAGGAACAGCGCAUGGAUUUUUGUGGCUCUGGAAAGAAUCAGUAGGGCAGAGGAGGAUUACCCAACUGAGUCUUUUAUACCUGCUAUAAAAGGAGAGGGGAUUAUGCCGUCUUAUGGUGUCUUGUUUUAAAUAAAAAUCUGUGCAACGAAUGAUUUGUGCAAUCCAGAAGGGAGGAUUAUUGUGAAACUUUUUCUUUCCCUUCCUGUAGCCUGCAUAAAGUUUGACUUUUGGAUUAUUGCUAUGUAUGACUGAGUGUAGUGCUGCCUCUGAAAUAACACUGCACCAGUUAUUUCUUGAUAAAUGUACGGUUAUUGUAAGAAAAAAGAAAAUAACUUUAAAACGUAUGUGUUUUUUGUUUUGUUUUUUUGGAUGUACAGUUCCAGUGAGACGUUUACGAUAUUCCACCUCGCAGUGAUGCAUAAAAACCAGACUUUUUUUUUUCAGUGUGGAAUGAUGAUACAGCAAACAACUUCAGUGAUUUUAAAAACAAGAAAUGCCUGAAUUGUGGAUUAUUUAUUUAUUUAUUUUACAACUUAAACACAACAGUCUUUUCCAGCAUCCCGUCAAAGUUUUUCAAAGCAAAAUUUAACCUUUAACCCCUGGUGGACCAAGAGUAGGAGGGUUUUUCUGUCCAUCACUGUUGUCUCCAGUCAUUUCUGCACCAAAUUUAUGGUACCAGAAACGCACAAAUGCAAAAGUUCUGGCCGGAAACGAAAACCUCAACGUGUUAAAAUCUGUGUAAUUAAUACACCAAAAUGAACACGUUAGUCCUGAACGUUGUGUUCAGUGAAGCUGUUUGUUGUAUAAUCGCUGCUCCCCAAAAAAAGAAAGGUGUGAAGGCUUUAUUAUUAACAGUAGAUUCACACCCAUAAUGAAUGUAUGUAAAUAUCUGACCAGAACUGUACAUGUUGUUACUGAAGCAGCCAAAUGAACAUUCCCAUUAUCAACACACACCUUAAAUAAAUAUAUUCUGUGCAGCCUGUAAUGCAUAUUUCAAGUUUUAUACUAUGAAAUAUAAAAAAAACAGUUAUUAAAUGGCAAAUAACAAUCUAAUAGUUAUUUGUAUUGUGAGUGAUCAUUAUUUAUAUUCUUUACAGUGUUUGUGGUUCUACUGAGCAAAUAAAAAAAUAACCACAAAAUUUAUGGAAAACGGGAUUAAAACCAGUAAAAUGAACAUCUUAAUUAGAACUUUAAUUUAUUACAAGUGAAUGAGUCUUAAAAUGAAAAAAAAAUGCACAUAUCUUUCGGUUACAAGGGCAUUACUGUGAUGUUACCUCUUAGUUUCACCUCAAACUUAUUUAAUUUGCAAACAUUCUGGGCAGUACAGACACAAAUCAACGACAGAUAAUAUCAAAUAAUAUUGUCGAGCACAUAUGAAAUAAAGGAUAUUGUCAACUUAUAGACCUUCACGCCUCAUGACUUAACUAUUGGUAAUUUGCCAUUUAUUAACAACACAUGACGUGAGCUUUACUGUAAUCUAAUCUUUGAAUCAAAAACAAAUGAAAUUCCUCUAAUCUACAAAAUUAUUUUUUGUACAGCUCUCCUGUUGAGAUGAACAUGUGGUUGUGUUUCUCGGGCUCGGUCCGUCUUUCACAUAAAUAAAGAUAUUUCAUAGAUGAAA